Messenger RNA from Protopolystoma xenopodis, 390 nucleotides. NCBI's taxonomy places the organism in Eukaryota, Metazoa, Platyhelminthes, Monogenea, Polystomatidea, Polystomatidae. The record is from the annotation of a GenBank genome assembly.
AUGUGUAAAAUGAUUUUCCCUUUGUGCACAGGUUUCCCCGGGCCCAAAGGGCUAAAAGGCCAGAUUGGCAUCUGCUUCACGACCGGUCCCAAAGGUGCUGUCGGAGACGUCGGGCCGAAAGGGCUUCCGGGACCCAGCGGCCCUCGAGGCUACAAGGGCGACCAAGGAGCGUCCGGCCAAGACGGCUUUCUGCCUAUUCACGGCCGCCCCGGCGCCAAGGGCGACCGAGGCCAACCGGGUCGGUCGGGCCCGCCUGGACGCAAGGGUUGGCAGGGACAAUCGGGCGAACCCGGCGCCUCGGGCUUGCCGGGGCCGAUGGGCGAUCCGGGCCUGGCCGGUCAAGCAGGUAAGCUGGAGAACCGUAGAAUAGAAUGGAAUAGAAUAGAAUAG